UUUCACGUGCCCUGUGUUUUCGUGUCUAACCUCCAACAAUAUAACAAACGUAAAAAUUCCUCUAAUGUCUCUGUAUAUUUUUAUUUUCUCAUUUCCUUUAAUUCGCGGACGUUGUGGCAUUGAUAUAAUUGGCCCAUUAAAUGUGUGGUUUUCGUAAUUAGGGAAACGUGUUACGCGCCACGGACAGUAGCGGUACAGUCGUUUGAAAUUUCCAUUUAUAUGACACGAAGCCGCAUACACGUUCACGCACAAAUACGUAAAUGUCAGUCAUACGGUUGAGCAGAUCGGUGUAGGUAUGUGACCGGGUGCAAUUAAGCUAUUUGAAUUAGAAAAACGAAAACCUAUCGUGUUAGCGAUCGGUAUUUCAAAGAACUGCGGCUACUUGUUCGUACGAUGGAGGGCCAGCAGGUAAGGGCGCUGUACGAUUUCACUGGGGAAUCAGGAACAGCAGAAUUGUCCAUUGUAGCAGGAGAGAUAUUAACUGUCAUGAGGGACAAUGUAGGUGAUGGAUGGUGCGAGGGUUUCAAUCAGAGAGGAAAAUGUGGAUUGUUUCCAGCAGCUUACGUUCAAGUAGUAGAGACUGCUGCAUCCGCGUCAAGUGCCAUGACAUCGUCCCAACAAAGUUCAGGAGAUUAUUGGGACGAUGAUUGGGAUGAUGAUUCUGAAGUUGGUCAAACACAGGCCUAUGUUCCUCCUCAACAACAACAGACACAACAUACAAUACAGUUAACGCAAGAACAUAGUACCAAUGAUUACGGAGAUGCAUUUUCUAUGCAAGCCAUGAAUUUUGUGAUACCUGAAAGGCCUAUGCCUAACGUACCAAAGAAAAACAAUAAAUUUUCUACAUUAAUAAAGUCAGGUGCAGAUAGCUUUUUAUUAGGAAUGCGAGUAAUGAAUGUUCCUGAUACUGAAAAAAUAUAUAUCGAGGAACUUGAAGGAGGUCAAUGUAAAUGGUCUCAGAGGGGGGAAUCCUAUAGUUGUGUAGUCACAUCUCCCAAAAAGGAAUCCAAGUUAAAGGGCCUUAAAAGUUUUAUAGUUUAUCAACUCACGCCUACGUUUAACAACAUUCAAGUGUCCAGAAGAUAUAAACACUUUGAUUGGCUACACGAACGUUUGGAAGAAAAAUAUUAUUUUAUCCCUAUUCCACCAUUGCCUGAUAAACAAAUAUCGGGAAGAUACGAAGGACAAUUUAUAGAACACCGUCGUUCGCAGCUACAAGAGUUUGUUGAUUAUGUCUGCAGACACCCUGUACUAGCACGUAGCCGUGUUUGGGAACACUUCAUAACUUGUACAGAUGAGAAAAGGUGGAAAGCUGGCAAGAGGCAAGCGGAGAAAGAUGAAUUAUUAGGUGUAAAUUACUUUAAUGCUAUUCAAUGCCCCGAAACCCCUAUGGAUGCAAUAAAAGUGGAAAUACAAAUGGAUACUUAUAGUAGAUUUAUAAGUUGUUUAGAUCCUGUAGUUAAAAAUUUCAUGGCUAUGGUCGUUGACCAGGCGAAGAAGCAUCAAGGUCUCUAUAAAAGAGAAUUUCAGAAGAUCGGUCAGUCUUUUACCGCUUUGAGUCUUGCGUUAGAAGGUGACGAUAGUAGUCGAGGAAGACUGACCUGUGCAUUAAAAGCAACAGGUGAAGCAUAUAACGAUAUAGGAAAGUUAUAUGCGGAACAGCCAAAGUUCGACUGGGAACCUCUUGCCGAUAAAUUUCAUAUUUAUAGGGGAAUCAUCAGUAGUUUCCCAGAUGUAAUCAGUAUACACAAGAGUGCUGUGCAAAAAAGGAAAGAUUGUGAAAAACUUGUAAGUGAACAUAAAAUGGAAUCGCAAAAGUUACGAGAACUUUCGCUUCGAACAGAUGUGAUAGCGAGAGCGCUUCUCGCCGAAGAAACGCAUUUUCAAACAGAAAAAGAAGUACACAUAACUCAGGCAAUGAAAACGCAUUUAACGGAGCAAAUAACGUUUUAUCAAAAGAUUGUAGAUACAUUACGGGAAGCGUUGAAUGCAUAUGAAGGCUGAACUCUAUACCUAUUACAAUGUAAAAAGUAUUUGCCCGUGAAUAUUAUUUCGUUUAAUAUUUAUAACAGUAAAAUAUGGAAUUUAAGGAGUGUGAAUUGUAUAAAGUAAGAAUGCAAUGAAUCGUGUUCGCGAUUCAACCACUUGUAGAGAUAUUUUGGAGUACAUUAUAUUUAAUUAUUGAUAAGAGCUAUUCGCAGGAGAAUUAUAUAAGUUGAAUGAGAAAGAGCUAAUAGCUUUUUUUUAAUGUACCAAAAAGGCACUCCGUAUAUAUAUAUAUAUAAAUAAUCACACUGUAUGUAUGUGUGUGGGUGUGUGUGUGUGUAUGCGUAUGUGUAUGCGUGUGUACGAGCGUGAAUGUUUUUUAAGUAUAAUGCUUCUCACGUUCAUUUCAGUUAUAAAAUGAAUAAACAAUAAAAUUCUAUUAAAUUUGACUAAAAAAAGGUGAAAUGCAGUUUUCAAACGACAGCUACUAUUAACGAUGCAUAGUAAUAUAUUACAUGUUAAUAUUAAUGUUAACUUUUGUGGCUGCUAUUUUUAGAAAUUUAAACAUUUACUGUAUAAAUAUCUAUCAUUGUGUAUGUUAAAUUUAAUCGCGACGUCUUUACUACAGUACAAUUAUAUUCACACAUAUCUAUUAUAUACUUUGUUACAUGAUACUAACGUAUGCUUGAAACGUAUGUUUAAUUUUAUAUAUAUAUAUAUAUUAUAUCAGUAAAUUAUUGUACAUUAACUGAAAACUAAAUCAUAAUUAAUUGCAGCUCACGGUAAAAAUUUACAUUAUAUUCCAUAAGAAAUGUACGUUAAUUUUAUUAAUUCUUCAUUUGUUACAAUUGAAAAUACAUUGGUACAAUACUUUAUUAAGCAUCAUGAUGCAACUACAAUUUGUAUAGAAUAUAAUGUAAACUGUGUAUGUUUAACAAAGUAUUAUAAGCUUCUGAUUAAUUACUGGAUUUAUGUUUACAAAAAAAAUGAACUGAAAUUUGUUCAACUGCAGACUACUAGUGAAAAAUUAUAUAUUAAGAUAUAAUGCUUUGAAAACAAUUUGUAUAAAAAGAUAGCUUACUUAAAAGUGAAAACAAAUAAUUUUAUAACUGAUAUUAUUAUUAUUAUUAUUAUUAUUAUUAACAGUAGCAGUAAUAGUAGUACUAGGAGUACUAGUAGCAGUAGUAAUAGUAUUGUUAUUAUUUUAUAGAGGAAGUUUUCUCUAUGCCUAAUGAGCCUCUCCGGACUUCGACAGACGCAAGCGGCGCGCAAAUGAUUACGCUGUUUGUAAUUGCUUCCCAUAUUCGUGGAGUGGGCCUCUAUGACAUUGCGAAAUUCAAAUCGUAUGCUCUGAACAAACGGAGCGACCUCGGAAUAACUGCCUGGUAGUCACACGCUCCGCGCAGACAGAGAUGAUUUUGAAAUUUGAGAGCAACAAUAGCUUCACGACCCUGAGCACUCCAAUAAUGAGAGACCUGAUAGUCCCGAACAAGAAGUUCCAAUAAAUUUGGCACUUCUUAUUUUCGACAAUUUCCUUUACUCAGAUGGAGCAUCGCAUACUUGUCCAACCCGAAAGCCAUUCCAAUGUCCCAGGUGUACCUCUUCUUCUUCUUCUUCUUCAUCUUAUUAUUAUUAUUAUUAUUAUUAUUAUUAUUAUUAUUAUUAUUAUUAUUGUUAUUAUUUUAAUCAUCGUUAUCAUUAUCACUAUCAUUUCCAUGAACCAUAUUUCCUUUUUUGUUCAAAAGGGAAUCCCAAUAAAUGUGAAGUAAAUUAAAUCUUAGCUAUUUGGUUUUUUUACAUUUUAAUCUACAAGCGUGCAAUACUUCCAUUACUUUUAAUAGUUUUACAACUUAAAUUAGUUUUUUACAGUUUGUAACAAGAGGUAACUGUGCUAUGAGUAUAACAAACCAAAAACUUGUAUUAGCUGCAUACAAUAUAUGUAUAUGUAUAUAUAUAUAUUUUUUUUUAUGUUCAUCAAUAUUUCAUGAAGUAGCACCACAAUCGAGAAAUUCAUAAAAAUUUGUUAAACUUGAAUGACUGAUAUCUAUUUCUUAUAAUUUUCAUAAUCACAAGCCAGCUUUGUGAACAUGUAUCUUUCAUGGACUUCAAAGUUUUAAACUAGUCAUUUUCACCAGUUCAUUUCAAGUGAAUAAGAAUACAUUGGCACUGUAAACUAGAUCAAUUGUAUUCCGAUUACUAACAGCCCUCAUAUCAUAAAUGUGAUCAUCUUGUGUUGUUAAUUUUCUAAAAGCAUUGCCCUCCUUUGUCAUGUACAAUUCAACAAUGAGACACAUCCGUCACUUACAUCUCCACAUGCAUAAAUUCAAGCAUAACAAUUACAAGACUUACGCAAACAGAGAAUUACAAUAGGAAGAAGUUUGUUCAUAUAUUAGAAUAAAUAUAUUGGAGCAUAGGCAAAUAUAUAGGCAACAAUUGAAAGUUUUGUUUAAUCAACAGUACAGACAUUCUCCCUGCCUUGCUUUCUCUCUAUCUUUCUUCCGUUCACGCUUUCUCUCUUUCACUCUCAUACACACUCUAUCAGUCUGGCAUUUUUAUAUUGUUUUUUUUUCUUCUUCGAAUAAGAUUCCCGCAAUAAGACAUUUUCAUUGCUAUUUAAAAUCAGCUUAUCUUUACAUCACAUUUGCAAUGUUCCUGCCGAUAUGUUUAUUUAUGUGGCGCGUGUUUUUCGAUUUUAUUUUUGAGGAAGAGGGACUUUUAGAAUAGAAGCUAAGCUCCUGUCAUUUUCUUUCUGAAUUUUAAAUAAUAAGCUCGUUACUAACUCACAAACAUCAGCAUUAGAAAUCUUUUCUUUUCUGUUUUUGUAAUAAACUCUUAUUAGAUAACACGAUGUUGGCAAUGUGAAAAAUACAAUAUUGUUUAUUAGAUAGGAACAGAAUGAACAGAGUGAAUAAUAUAAGAAAAAGUGAAACAAAGUAUUAAACAAUUAUUAAUCAAAUAAUGUAAAGUUAAAGAGCUUGUAUAACUUCAAGAGAAUCGAUAGAAUUUAAAUGGAAAGUAUUUUCUAUUCGUGUAUUUCUUUUUACUGUUCCAUCAUCGUGUCAUCCAAGGCACUUUAAGAAUAAUCUCGGUAACUCGAAUCGAAGUAAUUUUGAUACGAAAGCAUUUUGAUAAAAGAAUGGACAUACAUCACUGCUUUUAUCUUGUUUUCCUUCGCGUACGUGCUCUCGCAUUAAAUUUAUGUAACAUUUCUUUAAAGAAUAAUGUAAUUAGCUACCUUACAACUAGUAUAAUUAUUAUCGACCUCGAAACCAUUUGAUAGCAUUUAAUGAAUUUCAUCAACGUUCUUCACACUUUGUCGACUAUACGAAUAGUGCCCGGUAUACGGACGGAUCUCUAGCGCGAUUGUGUCCAAAGUUACUAUCAUAUUUAUAGUUUAAAAGUUAAAGAGAAGAGAUAGCAGUAGUUUAUAAUAAAAUGUGUGCCCGCUCGAUAAACAGCAAUAAUUCUCUUUACGUUAGUGUAUAGAAUAUGAUUUUUUUCCUUUUUCAAUUGAUUAUACAUUAUGUAAAUUUAUUUAAAAGCACGCCUUAAAGAACACGAAAAACAUCAAACUGUUUUUCAUUUAAAUACAAUUUUACACACAUAGUAGAUCAUGUUCUUUUUCGUUUGUCCGCAUAACAAAGCCAUUUAAAUUUAUGUAAAAAUACUCCAAAAUUCUAAUGUCCGUUACUCCGAAAAAUCAUUGUAUACACUUCAAUUAAAAGAACUGUUCCGUGUCAAUUAAAAUUCUUAAUAUUCAUUGUUAAUAUUAGUAUUGAUUUACUAUUGAAUGUAACCAUGACAACAUUAUUUAUCACAAGAUUAUGGUAUUAUUGCACUCGACUGCAAUUAUUUAUAAAAAAAUAAGGUAACCACUGUGUAAUAAAAGUAUUCCUCAAGCGUUUCGUUAAAGUACUUGUUACACUACGUACCGUGUACGUUGACAUUGUAAUAAGAUACAAAUAUAAACAGCUACAUUAUAUUUCAACUUUUGCAACUUAUGCGAUGACACCACUAUUAUAAUAAUUCUCGAUAUCCUAUAAAGAAGUAUUAAAUACAAAAAUAGUUAUAUUUUCACAAUAUAUUGAUGGUGUUUAAUCACACGUUUACAUAAAAAAAUGUAACAUAUAUAUAAGUAAUGUGUAUAUUCCAUUUGCAAACAUAUAAUCAGCAAUGAAUGUUUCAUUG
Messenger RNA from Nomia melanderi (Alkali bee), 6174 nucleotides. It is a transcript of the gene SH3PX1, whose product is annotated as sorting nexin 33-like protein SH3PX1. Gene Ontology annotation, biological process: endocytosis; endosomal transport; plasma membrane tubulation. Gene Ontology annotation, molecular function: protein binding; phosphatidylinositol binding. Lineage: Eukaryota; Metazoa; Arthropoda; Insecta; Hymenoptera; Halictidae. Gene Ontology annotation, cellular component: cytoplasmic vesicle; plasma membrane. The record is from RefSeq and is a predicted model, not a curated record.